CUCACAAUGUCGAAGUUAAUAUUACUGCUGUGUGUUACUGGCUUUUUAUUUCAAAUAACUGCAGCAGAUACUUCGGAAAGCAAUGAUUCCGUAAGCGAUCAAUCAUCACUGGAAAGUGACGAGGAUUGCUAUUAUGAAGUGCCGGAACCUCAAUGCCCGGAGAACGAACAAUUCUCCCAAUGCCCGUUCAGUACAUGUCGGCCUCAAACCUGCCAAGAGGCAGGAUUCCCAGUGCCAUGCCCCAUAAUGGGCCCUGAUGGUCAGUGCCCUGGAGAACCAGGGUGCAUCUGUGUUAGCGGGUAUUUAAGAAACGACGAAGGCGUUUGCAUCCCUGAGAAGCAAUGUCCAUCUUGUGGGGGCGACAAAAACGCAGUCCGAGGCUGUGGAGUCCACUGUCGCAACACCUGCGCCACUUAUAAAGCUUCAAAAAAAUUGCCGUGUCCACUGUUCUGUAACCUGAACGGCUGUGAUUGCAGACAAGGAUUCGUAUUCGACGGAAACUUGAAGAGAUGUGUGAGACCUCAGGAUUGCACACCAACUUGUCAAGUGAACGAAGUGUUUGAGUCAUGUUCCAAUGUCGUAUGCCGUACUCAGAAUUGUGCUGAUAAAGGCAAGAAUAUACGAUGCAGAGGAAUAACCGAUAGACGCUGUGACCCCAAAUGUCUUUGCCGGGAAAACUAUAUGAGGAAUAAGAAUGGAAAAUGUAUACCCGAAGACCAGUGUGAACCGGCAUCUAACACAACCACACAAGGACCUGAUUCACCGUCAUCAACAAACACAAGUACGAGCACAUGUACCGAUGCCGCCACUCAGGAGGCAAAUUUGGAACGAGGAAACACCAUCUUUACGGGAAAAGUCUUCUAUCAAGUUGUGAAGAACAAUCCAGAAAAAAGCGUAAUAGUGUCACCAUUAUCGGUACUUCCACCCUUGGGUAUACUCGCUUUGAGUUCCAGAGGCCAAACGAACCAAGAAUUGCUGAAUGCACUUAACCUCAAAACUAACGACGAUGUAAGAUGUGCUUUCCCCGGUCAUCUACGUCAGAUAACAGCAACGAACGGAACGGAAUUAGACUACGGUGCCAAAAUUUACGUCUACGAACAAGGCAAACUCAACCAAACUGUGCAAAAUGACGCGAAAAACGUAUUUAAUGCGUCAGUAGAGAGUCUGGAUUUCACUAAUGCUAAUAACGCCAGUGAUGUCAUCAACAAUUGGGUUUCAGAUGUUACAAAGGGAAAGAUUACUAAACUUACAUCGCCGGAUAUGUUUGAUGCUAUGACACGAUUGGUCAUAGCCGAUGCCAUUUAUUUCAAGGGCCUUUGGAAAUAUGAAUUCAACAUAAAUAAUACAAAACCCAGAGAUUUCCAUGUUAACAGUAAUAAAACUAUACAAGUGCCAACCAUGCAACAGAAAGGGAAAUUCCAAUAUGCCGAGUUAUCAGAUCUUAACGUCCAGGUUGUAGAACUGCCAUACAAAGAUGAAGAUAUAACAUUUUUGGUAGUUUUGCCAAGGGAAACUGAUGGGCUAUUAUCAGUUGCGGAGAAACUCCAAGAUCCAACAGUAAUAGACAAAAUUUACGGUAGUCUGUCUGAACAAACAGUGACUAUUUUCUUGCCUAGAAUACCAGAAGUAUCAACGAGGACGAAUUUGAUUGAUGUCUUGAGAUCGAUUGGUAUAACAUCAGUCUUCGAUUCCGCCAAAUCUGAGCUGAGUGGCAUGACCGUACCCGAUGAGGCUCUUUACGUGUCUGAUGCUGUCCAGGAAGCAACCAUCACUGUAAAUGAGGAGGGAGCUGAAGCCGCCGCUGCGAAUGCAGUUGUUAUAGUAUCAAGAAACAUGCCGUUGCCUCCACCAGUUGAAUUCAAAUUAAUCGCCGACCAUCCAUUUAUAUUCCUAAUAAGAGUCAGAAAUUUGAUAAUAUUCAUAGGGACUUUUGCGAAUAAGCUUUCGGUGUGACGGCUUUGUCGGCUACCAUCGGGGGACCUAAAGAAUACUAUUUCAACGCCGAUCAUCCUUACGCUAUUUACAUUAAUAUUCGUCGCCGUAUAACACUGUUU
This is a messenger RNA of Ostrinia nubilalis (European corn borer), 2054 nucleotides long. Its product is annotated as antichymotrypsin-2-like. Lineage: Eukaryota; Metazoa; Arthropoda; Insecta; Lepidoptera; Crambidae. Gene Ontology annotation, molecular function: serine-type endopeptidase inhibitor activity. The record is from RefSeq and is a predicted model, not a curated record. The coding region runs from base 7 to 1953 and encodes 648 amino acids. The transcript has 14 exons.